Cuculus canorus (common cuckoo) is the source of this 614-nucleotide messenger RNA. It is a transcript of the gene LAMTOR3, whose product is annotated as late endosomal/lysosomal adaptor, MAPK and MTOR activator 3. The transcript has 7 exons. Gene Ontology annotation, cellular component: Ragulator complex. Gene Ontology annotation, biological process: cellular response to amino acid stimulus; positive regulation of TOR signaling. Bases 111 to 485 code for a protein of 124 amino acids. The record is from RefSeq and is a predicted model, not a curated record. NCBI's taxonomy places the organism in Eukaryota, Metazoa, Chordata, Aves, Cuculiformes, Cuculidae.
UGAGCUCGGCGCUUCCGGGUGCGGCGCCGCCACGUGACCGCGGCUUAAAGGGAAAGCAGCGGCGGGCGGGUGGGCGCCGGCAGGUCCGCGGAGGCGCCAGGCCGCCAGCCAUGGCCGAUGAGCUGAAAAGGUAUCUCUACAAGAAGCUGCCGAGUGUUGAAGGUCUUCAUGCUAUCGUGGUCUCAGACAGAGAUGGUGUGCCUGUUAUCAAAGUUGCCAAUGACAAUGCUCCAGAACACGCACUGCGACCUGGCUUUCUGUCCACCUUCGCCCUUGCCACAGAUCAGGGUAGUAAGCUGGGACUUUCUAAAAACAAAAGCAUCAUCUGUUACUACAACACAUACCAGGUGGUGCAGUUCAACCGCUUACCUCUGGUAGUAAGUUUCAUUGCUAGCAGCAAUGCCAAUACCGGGCUGAUUGUAAGUUUAGAGAAGGAGCUCACACCCCUGUUUGAAGAACUGAGGCAGGUUGUUGAAGUUUCUUAACCUGCUGGUAGAGCUGGAGCGCAGCAUCCCUCUGCAGCCCAGUGGACAGAAGAUUCAAUAAUCCUCACUCAAAUAACACGUCUCAGAAGAAAUACCACAACUCCUCAGUAUACUAAGUAAGAGUAAAUU